Messenger RNA from Exophiala aquamarina CBS 119918, 885 nucleotides. RefSeq lists its product as uncharacterized. Lineage: Eukaryota; Fungi; Ascomycota; Eurotiomycetes; Chaetothyriales; Herpotrichiellaceae. Bases 1 to 885 code for a protein of 294 amino acids. The transcript has a single exon. The record is from RefSeq and is a predicted model, not a curated record. Gene Ontology annotation, molecular function: oxidoreductase activity.
AUGCAGUGGCUUAUCACAGGAUGCUCGACCGGAUUAGGUCUAUCGCUAGCUCGUGCAGUUCUUGCUCGUUCUGGUGAGAAGGUGAUUGCUACCUCCAGACACCCGGCAUCCUCCCCAGAAGCCGUCAGCGAAAUUACUCUCAACGAGAACGCCAAGUGGGAGACACUCGAUGUAUCCUCACCUGAGGUUGAGAAUCAACUUUCCCACAUCAUCGCGAAGCACGGUGCUAUUGACGUUCUGAUCAAUAACGCUGGCUAUGCUGGCGGAGGUGUGUUCGAGGCUACCCCCCUCGAGACUCUACGACAGCAAUUCGAAACAAACUUUUUCGGUGCAGUCAGGUUGAUGCAAGCAGUCGUGCCAGCAAUGCGGAGUGGCAAGAGAGGUGGAGUUAUUGUGAACAUAUCUUCCGCCGUCUUUUGGCAGGCCUUUCCCACUACGUCAGCAUAUUCGUCGAGUAAAUGGGCCUUGGAAGGAUUUUCUGAAGCUCUUGCUCUUGAGGUAGCCGAAUUUGGCAUCAGAGUGCUUAUAGCUGAACCUGGUGGUAUGAGGACUUCAUUUGCCGAUCCUUCGAAGUUAUCCAAGACGACAAAGCCUCUUCCCGAAAAUUACAAGGGCACCUUUGCUGAGUAUGUGUGGAAUGCGCUGCAAGGGAUGCACGGAGCUCAAGAACUCGACCCAGAGAGGUCAGCACAGGCGAUUGUCCAGGAAGUCCUGGAGCCAACUAUUGUCAAGAACGCUGACACUGGGGAAUCACGGAAUGUAUUGAGACUACAGUUGGGAAAAGAAGUGGUCGACACGAUGCGAAAGAAGAUCGCGACUAUCAAAUCAGAGGCAGAUCUCAUUCUCGAAAAAGCCUUAGCAUGCGACUUUGAAGCAGGACCUUGA